Molecule: messenger RNA, 1373 nt
Organism: Nanorana parkeri
Lineage: Eukaryota; Metazoa; Chordata; Amphibia; Anura; Dicroglossidae
Product: copine-3-like
Exons: 14
Biological process (GO): ERBB2 signaling pathway; cellular response to calcium ion
Cellular component (GO): plasma membrane
Molecular function (GO): calcium-dependent phospholipid binding; receptor tyrosine kinase binding
Source: RefSeq, a predicted model, not a curated record
AGAGCUUCAAAUGGCGGCGCAAUGUGUGACCAAAGUGGAGCUGAGCAUUUCCUGUGACAACCUUCUAGAUAAAGAUAUUAGUUCCAAAUCUGAUCCUUUGUGUGCUUUCCUAAUGAACACCAAUGGCCAACAAUGGUUUGAGGUUGAUCGCACAGAAAAGAUUUCGAAUUGUCUAAACCCGAGGUUUGCUAAGAAGUUCAUGAUUGACUACUACUUUGAAAUAGUUCAGAAAGUGAAGUUUGGCAUCUAUGAUAUUGACAAUAAAAGCUACGAUCUGAGUGAUGAUGAUUUCCUGGGAGAGCUUGAAUGCACCCUGGGACAAAUCGUGUCUAGUAAGAAACUGACAAAACCACUUGUAAUGAAAAAUGGCAGACCAGCAGCCAAAGGAACAAUAACGAUAUUUGCAGAAGAGGUUAAGGAUAACAGAGUGGUACAGUUUGAAGCAGAAGCCAGAAAAUUGGACAAUAAGGAUUUCUUUGGAAAGUCGGACCCUUACUUGGAAUUUUACAGGCAGGCAGAUGAUGGAAGAUGGCAGAUGGUCCACAGAACAGAAGUGGUUAAAAAUAAUCUGAAUCCUGUUUGGAGACCCUUCAAAAUACCACUACGGUCCCUUUGCAACGGGGACAUGGAGAAGCCAAUCCGGGUUGAAUGUAAUGACUAUGACAGUGAUGGAUCACAUGACCUCAUCGGAAUCUUCCAGACCACCAUGUCUAAGCUAAAGGAAGCAAGUCGUUCAAUGCCAAUCACAAGGGAAUACACUUUUCUGGAUUAUAUAAUGGGUGGAUGUCAGAUGAAUUUUGUUGUUGGCAUUGACUUCACUGGAUCCAAUGGUGACCCUCGCUCUCCCAACUCUCUGCACUACAUUAGUCCUAAUGGUGUCAAUGAGUAUCUUCAUGCCAUGUGGUCUGUAGGCAUGGUCAUUCAGGAUUAUGACACAGACAAGAUGUUCCCAGCUUUUGGUUUUGGGGCCCAAAUACCACCAACGGGACAGGUAACAUAAACAUUCUCUCUCAAUCCCCCCCCAUCAAAGAGGAUAUGUCAGGGAAUUGAAGGAAUAGUAGAUGCGUACCGCAAGUGUCUUCCUCAAGUUAAACUGUAUGGCCCCACCAACUUUUCUCCAAUUAUUAACCACGUUGCUGCGUUUGCUGCAGCCGCAACUCAGCAAAAGACCGCUUCUUGGGUCCCUGCAUCGCUCUCCCCUUUAGACAUUGUGCAGUUUGUGCCAUUCAGGAAGUUUGCACAGGCUCCCAAGGAAGUCCUCGCUCAAAGUGUUUUGGCUGAGGUUCCCCAGCAAGUUGUAUCUUACUUCAACAUGUACAAACUAAAGCCACCCAAUGAACCCGCAGCUGAAUAAUAAAAGAAAACUUAGCAGG